Effrenium voratum is the source of this 1128-nucleotide messenger RNA. NCBI's taxonomy places the organism in Eukaryota, Dinophyceae, Suessiales, Symbiodiniaceae. The record is from the annotation of a GenBank genome assembly.
AUGUCUCAGCCGCUUCGCCUCGCCGAUAUUCGGCUGCUCCGAUUCGGCUGCGGGGCUGCAGGCGGCGCACGGCUCCGGGCUUUGCCGACCUUGCGCCUGGCUCUGGAAGCCUGGGGGCUGCCAGAACGGCCCGGGCGCCCACGGGGCUCGGUCCCACGGGUCUUGGACGAGGCCUUGAGGCCGUGCGGAAGCACUGACUGCCGGCACUGCCACUUGUGCCCCGAAGGGGAGCUCAGGGCGCGGAGGAAGGCGCCGCGCGCCGGGGUCAAGGCAGAGAUGUCGCGCCAAGAUUCGCUGGACCAGGAUCUCAUGAGCUCUCCUUUGGCCCUGAGCCUGGCGCAGAUGCUGGACGCGGACGAGGAGGACCCUAUGCCCGGGCUCCAUGACAGCCGAGCCAGGGGGAAGGAGGAGGAGGUUGGACGCCAGGCAGAUCAGCAGUCGGAGUCUGAUCCCUUCAAGCUGAGUGAGGGAGGCCUGCUCGAUCAGCUCGCCAUGGAGAAGAGAGAGCAGAGGCGGGGGGCGCAGCGUACGUUGAGCUUGCGACGUGAACUGCUCGAUGCCGCCCGCAUUGUGCCCUCAGAGGGCUCGAAGCUGCACGGCAGCGGUCUGUGCAGGCCCUGCGCCUGGUUCUGGAAGCCGAAGGGCUGCGAGAACGGCAAGGACUGCCGGCAUUGCCACCUGUGCCCCCAGGAGGAAAUCAAGAAUCGCCGCAAAGUGAAGCAGAUGUUGCUGCAGAAUGAGGGCAACGAAUUGGACGCCUCUCUCAGUGAGCUCCCUGACGCCUCUCGGCCGCAGCUCGCGGGCGGUUUGUGCAUGGGGCGGCUGGACCUCAGCUCCCCUCUUGGCUGGGACGCCUUCGGCGCGUCGCCCUCCUCGCCCUCCCCGGAGCCUCUUGGCACCAGAGACGAGUCCCCCAAGUUUGCCAUCGAGCUGGCGAACUGCCUGCCGGUGCCUUCGGCAGGCAGGCCCUGCGCCUGGUUCCACAAGGCCUCGGGCUGCAGCAACGGGGAUGCCUGCGCGCACUGCCACCUCUGCCCUGAGGCGCGGCUUCGGCGGGGGUUGGGUCGGGGUCGGCGGGGUCUGGGGGGGGGUUGGGCGUUGGUCGGGAGCCUGUGGGUUGAAAGAUGA